AUGUCACACUCAGCGCCCCAACCCCCCAAAUCAGAAGCCUACACCACCGCAUCAAACCCGACGACAAGGAACCCGGUCGAGAACGCGGCGGCACAAGGAAGCGAAGCCAGCGCGCGCGACGCAACACUAGGCCGCACCGCUUUCCCAUCUUCACAGUCCCAAAAGGCCGAUGAUGCCGUGCCGAGCUCCCUGGGCUGGGGCGUGCAUUCUUCCGGCCCUGUCAGCGAAACAGAGAAGCGGAACACGGUAUACAGCGACCGGGCAGCAAGAGAAGGACCCGAGAACGCGAACGUAGAAGCUGAGCAGCUAGAGACGUUUGCUGAGGGCAAGGUUGCCGACGCCGUUGACCGCAAGAGCGGGGGGCAGAAGGUCCCUGGCCAGGAGCUUCACUUUGACGACUAUGCUGAUGGGCUAGAGAGGAAAAAGGAGGAGCAGCAGCAGGCGAGGGAAGCUGUGAAGGAAGCGAGGCGACAGGGCGUGGAUGUUGAUGGUGGAUUUGGAAACAGAGGUUGGAAUGAGGACAAUCGAGACGUUUGA
This is a messenger RNA of Colletotrichum truncatum, 537 nucleotides long. RefSeq lists its product as uncharacterized. Lineage: Eukaryota; Fungi; Ascomycota; Sordariomycetes; Glomerellales; Glomerellaceae. The record is from RefSeq and is a predicted model, not a curated record.